UUGUUAUACAUGAAUUUUAAAAAGUUCCUAGAUGAAAAUUUACUAAAUACACAUGUUAUCGAUAAUGCUAUCGUGUCAAAUAAGUGCACAUAUCUUCGACCGAUAAUUAUGCAUUUUAAUUCAUAAUUGAAGUGUAUACAUUCUAUAUUAUGCAAUAUUAUAAUUAUGCAAAUAUAAAACGUUCUUAAGAAUGUUACAAAUGUGUGUAAACAUUGUCAAUAUAAUUAUAGCUACAAAGUAUAUGUAUACUUGACAGAUAUACAAUCUUCAAUAUUAGUAGAAGAAAUAUUUCUUAUAUAGCAACGUAUAAAUGAAGAUAAUUUAUUAAAGCAGGUAUAAAAAUUAGAUAAAAAAUUAGAAAUAUGUUACUCCAACAACUUGCAGAUUUUUUGAGCCUUAUAACAAUAGGUAUGUGUUUCAUAUUAAAGAUUCCUCAAAUUUUGAACUUACUGACUGCUAAAUCAGCAGAUCAAAUUUCAAUUGUAAGUCUUUUAUUAGAAUUAACUAGCUACACAGUGAUGACUAGUUAUAAUUUCACAAAUGGUUAUUCAGUAUUAUCUUAUUUGGAAUAUCCUAUUAUUCUAUUGCAGGAAUAUAUUCUAAUCUUUCUAGUCUUAAAAUACUUAAAUAAAAUAAAUAUAUUUUCAAUUCUAGUCUCAAUAUUAUAUAUUGUUACAAGUAUUUCUCUUGCAAUGCAACUCAUACCAAAAUUCGUACUUACGAUUUUAGCGCCGCUGUGUACCCCAAUUUCUGUCUCAAGUAAGAUUAUUCAAUUAUUGGCAAUUAUUCGAGCGAAAAAUGCAGAUACAGUAUCGCCAAUUACAUGGUUUAUCUCUGCGUUUACUAAUUUGACGAGAGUGUUUACCAUAUGGAUGGAUUCAGCAGAUAUUUUACUACUGGGAAAUUUUAUUAUUUCUGUAAUUUUAAGUUCAAGUAUUAUGUUUUUCGCUAUUUAUUAUAAGCGAAUAAAACAAGAUUAAGAAGAUUGUCUUAAUAAUUACAAAAAUUGAUCUAAUCAAA
Messenger RNA from Apis florea (little honeybee), 1020 nucleotides. Its product is annotated as solute carrier family 66 member 3. The record is from RefSeq and is a predicted model, not a curated record. Lineage: Eukaryota; Metazoa; Arthropoda; Insecta; Hymenoptera; Apidae.